Molecule: messenger RNA, 519 nt
Organism: Rangifer tarandus platyrhynchus (Svalbard reindeer)
Lineage: Eukaryota; Metazoa; Chordata; Mammalia; Artiodactyla; Cervidae
Source: the annotation of a GenBank genome assembly
AUGCUCAGCCCACGGGAGAUGGAGGAGCGGGUCGCGGGGGUCCACCCCGGCCAGUUCCCAGCACCUCUCUUAAGGGGAUCCUCAACUUUCCCCGCUGUUCUCUACGUCUCCCAAACCCUACCCGGCGCCUUCACACCCACCCGAAUGACCCCGGGCGCCGCCAGCUCUCCAGGAAUUGGGAAUUUCGUGACGUUCCCUGACUACGCUUCGCCGAGAGCGGGGGAGGAAAUUGCUGCAAGGGGCCUUCGCGCAAGUGCGACCCGGGUCUCCGCCGCAAACGGCCAGCUCACUGGGGACCCGGGACUUCGGGAGGCGGCAUGCCACCUGCGCACCAGGCGGCCCCGGCUGCCUGCCCUCCCCGUUGCCCGGCUCCGAGACUCACCACCGCCUCCGCCCCGCCCGCGGGUGGGUGGUCGCUUCCUUUCGCUCCCCGUCACUCUUUGCAGACGCUCCCCGGCGCCGGGCAUGUGCGCCGCCGCCGUCGGUCCCCGGGCCGGAUUCCGCGCGCGGUGGCCCUGA